This is a messenger RNA of Rotaria sordida, 798 nucleotides long. The record is from the annotation of a GenBank genome assembly. Lineage: Eukaryota; Metazoa; Rotifera; Eurotatoria; Philodinida; Philodinidae.
AUGACAAAUCAAUCAUUUCAUUCUUAUUUAACAACAUUACCAAUACCAUCAAUUAAUGUACAUGAAAAUCUUUUAUAUGAUACAAAAAUGGUUGAUGAUAUUGGAUCAGCUACAUCAUCAUAUAUUCAUUGUAAUGAAAAUUAUGAUAAUCCAUAUGUGCAUACAUAUGAUAAUCCAAUUGAAUGUCUUGAAAAUUAUAAUAUUAAACAAAAUUUAAUUAAUCUUUCACAUGAUAAUGAAAAUUUAUAUGAUAAUGCACAGAAUGAAAUAAUUGAUGAUAAUGAAAAACAUUAUUCAUCAAAUACUUCUCAUAGUACAUCACCUAUACUAUUCUAUCUUGAAAAUAAAAGUUUAGCUUUAUAUGCAUGUACUAUUUCGUUACUUUUAUUAUUAAUUAUUAGUUUCGGAAUAUUUCUAUUAAAUAAAUUUAUUCGUCCUGCUGUUGUUAAUACGACUGUUAAUUAUCAUUAUGAUACAAUGAAUAUAUCGAAUACAUCAACAACAUCAAUCAUAUCUCGAUCGACUAUUUCGUCAACACUUCUUAUACUAUUAACACAAUCAUCAACUACUAUUCCGACAUCAACAACUACAACAGCAAUUGACAAUUUAUCGUUUCCAAAUAUAUUGUGUUCAUCCGAUCGUUGGGGUAUUGGAUGUAAAAAUAUCUGUAAACCAUGUGGUCUCGGUAUAUGUCAUCCAAUUACAGGCAAAUGUAUCUGUCCAACAGAUAUUUAUGGCGAAUUCUGUGAUUUAUGGAAAGUUGAAGAUAAACCAAAACGAGGCGAUAUGAUGAGUUGA